Molecule: messenger RNA, 1904 nt
Organism: Orbicella faveolata
Lineage: Eukaryota; Metazoa; Cnidaria; Anthozoa; Scleractinia; Merulinidae
Source: RefSeq, a predicted model, not a curated record
CUAUGGCUUGAUGGGCCACUUAGCUGGUAUGUAGACUUUACCUUUACCUACCAAUUAAAGCAAAUUGUAUUGAUCAAGCAAAGCUCGAUAUCAAUGGAGCUUUGCUCACGUUCGAGAGAUUCCUUUGAAAGGGAAUUUGACAAAUUGAUUUCGAGGCAUCACUAAAGGUUCGAUCAGGUCUUACAUACCUUUGUGUUAUCAAAUAAACCAUGAUUCUACACUUCACUGACUCGGUCGCCCGAUAUUAAAAUCGCUUCUAAAAUUAACACAAAAUCCGUAUCAGAUAAGUCCAUAGUUCAGUCAUAGUCUGCAUUGAGCAGUUCAAGUUCUCUUUUACGGCAGUGACUACGAAAUUUCGAUGAGCAUGCACCAUGCGCUUUCGAAAUGUUCGUGGCUAAUCUUUAUUCAAUCCUUGCAAUUUUCCUGUCAUUUUUCAACAUGAAGCGUUCUUCUCGUCGUCUAUAUAGGGUCACAAUUUACAGAUAUAAUUAUCAUUUCGUGGAAAAAAUACUGACUACGAAUGAGAAAAAUAAACGUACGCUGACAGAAAGUACUGUUUGUAACAAAAACGCUUCUGUGUUCAGUUUCUUUUUUGUUAAGACGUUCAUUUUUUCGUUCUCGCUAUAAAACAGUAUCGGAGUCUGGAAGACGCUAAAUAAUGCAGUCUUUUGUUCUUUCCAUGAUUAUGGAAACCAAACCCUGACAAUUCGAAUAAAAGAAAACUUCGAAGGGGUCAGAUCGAAGCUUAAUUGUUUAUGAUAUAUUCAGUAGGAUCGCUAAUAAAUCGAAAUCGCGGUUCGAGAGUUAAACCGCCUGACGGAAGAAAACGGAAGUUGCAGAUAAUUCAACUAACAAAUCAAGAAUUGGUUCAAACCGUAAAUCCUGCUUAUCCAAUUGGUUUGUUUCCUUUAGUUCGACACCUGCAAGACUCAAUAAAAACAUGUGUCUUUAAAUUCCUCUUCAAACAGUUCGUUUUUUAAACGAUUGUGAAGGAUGGCUUUGUCAAAUUUUCUACGACAAGUUUUUCUUUUCGGUGCUCUGUUUGUUGUCACCAAAGGAUGCGGCUCCUCCGAAUCUCUCAAGGUUGAAAAUCGCUCGACAAGCUUGGUGAAGGGCUGUUAUUGUCAUAACGAAAGUCUUUCUUUGUGCUUCGAGAUUCAACCAGGAUUUCUGCAACUGACAGACAAGAACAACAACGUCCUGGCGCGGUAUAAAAAACUGACGCUUCAAAGAUUUCAUGCUCAAGUGCUGGGCAAUAAUUUCUUGUGGCCUCACCCUGAUGCAGAACCGUUGUUCCUUAGCCCAGUCGGCGAGGAGACAAAUACUUGGGUUGACGAGCCAAUUCUUAAAGCUGGCACUGGCUUGACGGGUGAGAACGAGCAAAGUUCCCCUUCUUCUUAUCAGUGGGCUAUGGAGAAACUUCGAAGCAAACACGAAGUGCGUCUUUUAGAUCGCGUGUCGCACGCAUUGCACGAGGAAGUGGGAGACCACCCUAUAACUAAAGCCUUCUAUGUAAUGUCCAUGAGCCUUCUGCGGGAAGAUAGUGAAAAUACGCCUGCUCAAGACACAGAAACCGCUGACCAUGAUUAUCACAGAUAUCUAAGACUCUUUGGCAGGAAGAGAAAUAGUUGUCAAGACAUGAGGAGAGAUCCCAAUAGAGACAGGUGCUUGGGGAUGUGCGGGCCAAUGUGUUGGUGCUGGAGUGUAGUUUGUGAUGACUGCUGUUUCCACCAAGGUUGUUACGAGCACGAUCGAUGCUGUGGCAAGAACAAACUUUCUGGUUAUUGCUUGUUUCCUUUCUUUUAUGACUUUAGUUGUGAUAGUUAUGGAGGAUACCCUGAUUGCAUCUAUAAUUUUUAAUAAUAUUAAUAACAGCAACAAUAAUGAUAACAUUAAUAUUAAUA